GUCAAGUGUCAGUUCAUCAGUUGACACAUACAGGUUGGAGCUAUUGCAAAAGUAAAUAAAUUAUGAUUUUGUAUCAAUUUGAACUCAUUUUAGAAAUUGCUUGAUUAUUUUUACCAGAGUUUUUAAAAACCAAGUACUCCUGAUACGAGAGAUUCAAUCUUUAAAAAGUUAAAAAUGUCUCUAGCACCGUACACAUGUGCUUUAGAUCCUGAAACAGGGACGACCAUCAAAAUAUAUCUCAUAAAGGACGUAAAGAACGUGGAAACGAUAAGGAAUAACAUUAUAAACGGCGUCUGGAAAUGUGCGGUGAUAAAACCUAGCUUAAUAUUGGACCUGUUUCAAAUUGUAGUCGCCGCGAACCGCGCAGUUUUAUCAGAAAAAACAAAAAGUUUGGUCACUAAGACUGUAUAUUCGGAAAUUCUAUAUAACUUGUCAUUAAGUAAAAAUAUAUCACAAAGUCUAACUAAAUUUGGUAUUGAAAAAGAUAACAGUAUCCUAGUCUGUUUUCUAGUUAAUGAUAUAGGCGAAACUGAAGAAAUUAUAAAAGAAAUAGAAGGUGAAUUAUGUCCAUUGAGUGAUUUAAGUAAUUUUACAAAUGUAAAAGACAUUAAAAGUGUAUAUAAAUUGAACAAUUUAAAGUCUGAUGAUAAUUUACUUGAUGUUAUUGUAAGCAAAAUAGUCACUAAGAGUUUUGUUAGUCAUUAAAUGUUUAAAA
Molecule: messenger RNA, 715 nt
Organism: Melitaea cinxia (Glanville fritillary)
Lineage: Eukaryota; Metazoa; Arthropoda; Insecta; Lepidoptera; Nymphalidae
Product: EKC/KEOPS complex subunit Tprkb-like
Exons: 1
Coding region: 175-705 (176 amino acids)
Biological process (GO): tRNA threonylcarbamoyladenosine modification; telomere maintenance via recombination
Cellular component (GO): nucleus; cytosol; EKC/KEOPS complex
Source: RefSeq, a predicted model, not a curated record